AUGAGAUGCCGAAAAGAACGCGGUGGUCUGUUCUUCGCAAAUGCUUCCUCGACCUGGUCGCAUGUUGGGCUGUAUGAGCUCGGGAGUAAUCUCCAGCUUGGUGAUGCCGGCUACGGCGACUACGGUUACGAUCUUAUCGGUCUCAACAACGAUGUUUCUGUCUCGGAUCAAGUUAUUAGCAUGAUCACUACAGUCAAAUGGUGGAUCGGUUCGAUAGGACUUGGCGUCACAGACACGAAUUUCACAGACGAGAAUAAACUGUCUCUCUUGAGCAGCCUGGUACAGAACAUGAGCAUAGUGCCUAGCCAUAGCUAUGGCUAUACUGCUGGCGCCUUUUAUCAGAUGAAAGGUGUACCAACAUCUCUUACUUUUGGAGGGUUUGACAGGAGCAGAUUCAUUCCCAACGAGGUUUCCUUCUUUUUGUCUCCAGACAAUUUGCCUGCCGUUACCAUAAAGUCCGUCAAGGUUAAGACUGGCCCGAUAUCGAAUUCAAACUCGUUGGCUGGCGAUUUGGCCAUCGAUCUAUCCUCUAGCGGGACUUUUGUAAUAGACUCAUCUACACCUUUUCUGUGGUUUCCUGAGCAGAUUUGUGAUUCACUUGCCGGGAAGCUCGGCUUGAUUUAUAACAAUACCCUGGACCUCUAUACAUACGGGCCCAACAUCUCUACCUACGAUGCUAUCGCUGGAUCAAACAUCUCUUUUACCUUCACUUUAUCCGAUCUCCCAGAUUCGUCAAAGUCCGUGAACAUAACGCUACCUUUCGCUGCCUUUGAUCACAAACUUACAUACCCUUAUCCUGGCCUUGAUCAGAAUCAAAACAGCGAGGGCCUCCGUUACUUUCCACUUAGGCGGACGACCGACCCAAAGAAACUUACAAUCGGUAGAGUGUUUCUCCAAGAAGCAUAUCUAACAGUCGACUACGAACGCCGUAACUUUUCCAUUUCCCAGGCUACUUUCAACCCUGAUUCCGGAAUUAGCAUGGACCUUGUGGCCAUUACUUCCCCUCCAGACAGUACGUUCCCUAGCGGACACGGUGUCACAGCGGAUCGGAAAAUUCCCAAAGCUGCUAUAGUAGGCGUUACUCUCGGCGUUUGUGCGGCAGUCGUAAUCGUCUCCUUGAUCGUACUCUGGUUCCACAGAAAACGGCGGUCCCGGGAGUUAUCCAUAAGCGAAAAAGAAGAGAAUCCACCCAGAUUUAAAUUUCUUUGGAAAUUCUGGCGCAGACCUGUUUCUCCCUCUAUGCCAGCAGAGUUAGUUGCUGAUAAACACCAUCCCGUUGAAGCAGAUAACGCUGCCAUCCGCUACGAACUACCGGCAGCCACUCCUGUUGAAUUACCAGCGACUGAGAUAUCCGGUCACCGGUACGGAUAUUUGCAGAAGGCUCACGACUUGGGCACGGAAGGAAACGAACCACCACCUCCACCUCUUAUCCAGUAUCAUCACUUAACGACCAAUCCUUCAGAACAGGACCUCGUUAGCCCUAUAGGACCAGGUUCGACCCUUGGCGCCUCAGAACUAAACAAUAGUCUCGGCAUCCCGUCUCCCAUUGCCACAUCUACUAAUUCCACAUCCCUAUCACAUCAAAGACCCGAUUCAUCACCUUCACUGCUCACGUCAUGUCAGCACGCUUUAGAGCCGCCAAAUACCAGUACUUCUACUAGUGCGACCCUCGACUCCCAGCCCCAGGGUGAACCCAAACCGGAUCUCACUAGGAAAUUCAGCUGGGAGAAAUAA
Molecule: messenger RNA, 1734 nt
Organism: Trichophyton benhamiae CBS 112371
Lineage: Eukaryota; Fungi; Ascomycota; Eurotiomycetes; Onygenales; Arthrodermataceae
Exons: 2
Coding region: 1-1734 (577 amino acids)
Source: RefSeq, a predicted model, not a curated record